AUGAGAACGAGCAACCACCUAAUAGGCGCCCUGAUCUUCCUCACCUUCGUCCUAUCGAUCCCCAUCGUCGGCGGCGGAAUAUGGCUGAGCAGCCGCGCGAACAACACCGACUGCCUAAAGUUCCUCCAGUGGCCGCUCAUAAUAAUCGGCGUGUCCAUCAUGGUCGUCUCCCUCGCCGGAUUCGCCGGCGCCUGCUACCGGAACAACUUCCUCAUGUACCUCUACCAGUGGGCCAUGUUCAUCAUCAUUGCCACCCUACUCGGCUUCGUCAUCUUCGCCUACGCCGUCACCGGCAAGGGUUCCGGCCAACCCGUGAUGAACCGGGCCUACCUCGACUACUCCCUCUAG
This is a messenger RNA of Erythranthe guttata (spotted monkey flower), 348 nucleotides long. NCBI's taxonomy places the organism in Eukaryota, Viridiplantae, Streptophyta, Magnoliopsida, Lamiales, Phrymaceae. The record is from RefSeq and is a predicted model, not a curated record.